Centropristis striata (black sea bass) is the source of this 1408-nucleotide messenger RNA. RefSeq names its product COMM domain containing 10 (gene commd10). The transcript has 8 exons. Bases 109 to 825 code for a protein of 238 amino acids. The record is from RefSeq and is a predicted model, not a curated record. Lineage: Eukaryota; Metazoa; Chordata; Actinopteri; Perciformes; Serranidae.
UACGUGAGUCGUCUCGUGACAACAGGAAGGAGGAAUGAAAACAGUGUGAGGAUGCUGCUGCUUCUUUGACACUUUUAAUUUUUCAUUUGUGGAAAGCAACAGACAACAAUGACUUCUUUAAUAAAGGAAACAGAAAGCAUAAAAGAAGCGGUGACUUUCAUCAACGCGAUUGAUGUGAACAAGUUCUCCAGGCUGAUCUCACGCAUCAUACAAAAGCUUCAUCUGAAGGGAGAGCGGACAUUCAGUGAAGAGGAGGAAGAAAAGCUGCAGGCUGCUCUGUCAUUAGAUAAACAGGCGCUCAGUCUAGUCCUGGAAACUGCGGCCUUCAUGCUAGAGCAGGCAGUGUAUCAUAACGUAAAGCCGGCCUCUCUGCAGCAACAGCUGGAGGCGAUUCAUCUAAACCCAGACAAGGCUGAGGUGUUCUCUCAAACCUGGGCUACGGCUGGACCUGAGCUGGUGGAGAAACUAAAGCACAGUACCUUUGCCCCAAAGAAGCUGGAGUAUGUUGGCUGGCAGUUGAACCUGCAGAUGGCCCAAUCUAGCCAAGCCAAACUGAAGUCUCCCAGUGCUGUCCUCCAACUGGGGCUCCGCAAUGAAGACUCUGAGGUGAUGUUGAUCCCAUCCUGUAGUCAGACCAGCUGGACUCUGCGUAAUGUAAAACAGCUGGGAUUUGAAUUCGCCGACAGCUGUGAGAGAAAAUCUGCUGAAAAACAAAGGUUAACAGAGGUUCAAGAAAAUGCCUUUAUUAAUUUUAACCACCAGGAGCUGCUUGAUUUCUACAACAAGCUUGAAAUCGUGCAAGGCCAGUUGGAUUCCCUGACUUGAUGCCUGGUGCUCUUUGUAUACACAAGCACACACCCCCACACCCACACAUACACUCAGUUUGUAUUUUCGCUGACAGCUAUGCCAGCUGUUAGUGGCCUAUCAAUUCCAUUCUUCCUCUGAUUUGUGAGAGAAAAAUGUCAAACCUUGAAGGAAGCAAUUUCUUUCCCCUUUGAGCUUCUUUUAAUCCAGGUUUGUGCACAACUUGGAGUGGUUGGCAUGAUAAAUCUGACCGAAUUUUUGAAUUUUUAUGUCUUCAUUACAGAGAUGGUAACUUUGUCAGUAUAAAUUACACUGAAACACAUCAUGUUCAGACAGUGAGUAACUAGCCCUUAAGUUAAAACAAUGUGUUAAAGAUGUGCCAAUAGUCAGUUUGUAUCCUUAGAAAAAGGAAGUAAAAAUAAGGAAAUUAAAUGUUAAUUUUGAGUUGAAACAAAUGGAUUUUGUAAGUCGGAGAAGGAACUAUGUCCAUGCCAUUCUAAUAAAAUCUGAAGUGGAGGUGAAAUCCAUCCAAGCUGUUGUUAUUUAGUGAAGGCUCAUUAUUUCUCAUUAAGACCAACCUGGACUGCUGGUUCAACAGAUGGGA